This is a messenger RNA of Perca flavescens (yellow perch), 1673 nucleotides long. RefSeq names its product divergent protein kinase domain 1C (gene dipk1c). The coding region runs from base 249 to 1673 and encodes 474 amino acids. The record is from RefSeq and is a predicted model, not a curated record. NCBI's taxonomy places the organism in Eukaryota, Metazoa, Chordata, Actinopteri, Perciformes, Percidae. The transcript is spliced from 10 exons.
UCAAUCAUAAACUUCAGGAGUAUUUAUCCUCCUUUCUGUGCAACAACCUUUUUUAGAAACUUAUUUUCAUUUUCAAACAACAGUGUUUUGAAGCCACAGAUUUGUUUUCUUGUGUGUGCGAAGUUUUUUUUGCACAAACCUCUUCAGAAUCAGGAGAUCUUCUGCAGCGUCCAUCUUUAGUUCGGAGCACUUUUUCUUGCAAACUAUUCAGCAGCUGUUCAGAAGACUUGGGACACUUUUGUGCAGCCAUGCUCCCUGGGGGACUGGUGUCGGGCGGAGGCGGUGGCGGAGGUGGGCUGUGCCUGCUCCGGUGGCUCGGGCUCAGACUGUGGUCCCGUCGGGGGACGCUGGUGUUCGCUCUGCUCUGGUUCGGCUCCUGGCUGUUCCUAAACGGCCUGGUUCUGGUCCACAGGACCAUCCUGUCGGACUACUGCACCGACGACAAGAGCAAGAGGAUCCUGCAGAGACUGUGCCUGGAGUUCGGCGAGGGCUCGGUGACGGGCGACAUGUGCGAGGACCUGUGCGUGCUCGGCCUCGUGGAGUACAAGCGCUGCCUCUACUACGAGAACGGGAAGAAGGUGAUCGAGGCGCGCUGGAGAGGAAACCCCGUCAUCCUCAAGUCCAAACUGGAGAACUUCUCGUCCUACGAGCCCCUGGGGAUACUGGACUACCAGGAGGCAGGUUGGGGUGGUGGAUCCGAGGAACUCUCCCCGCUGGACGUGGUUUUCUACGCAACUCUGGAAGUGAGAAACUCUCUGGGUCUGGAGGAGGGAGGGAACAGCUCCCUGGCCAGACUCUGGGAGAAGAAGCUGAAGAGCAGGGACACCAGUUUCUCCCGAGCCGAGCUGGCGUCGCUGUGGUCUCUGCUGCAGCAGGAAGAGUACACCUUCCUCCGAGUGCUGCAGGACCUGAGCACCCACGUGGCGAAGGUUUUGGGCUCUUGUGGCCAUUUCUACGCUGUGGAGUUCCUGUCUGCCGGCCACGCCUGGGACCAGAACAUCUUCUCCCUGGAGGAAGCCCAGGGGGGCCCCGGGGCCCAGGGGGGGUCCGGGGCCCAUGGGGGGUCCGGGGCCCGGGCCCGCUGGAGCGCCAGAGAGAUGGUGCACCGCAUCGCGCUGAGCUUCCUGGACAUGGUGUGGCACUUUGACAACGACUUCACCCACAGACUGCACCUGUGUGACAUCAAACCAGAGAACUUCGCCAUCAGGAAGGACCUCACUGUGGUGGCUAUAGACGUGGACAUGGCUUUCUUCGAGCCUAAGAUGCGGGACAUCCUGGACCAGAACUGCAGCAGCGAUGAAGACUGUAACUUCUUCGACUGCUCGUCUCACUGCAACCUCCACAAGCAGCGCUGCAGCUCAGCGCGCAGCAACAGCAACCUGCAGGUCAUCUGUGAGAAGAUUUUCCGACCGUGGUUUUCUCCCACGCUGCUCGGGGCCAAAGCCGGUCUCCCUCUGCAGGUGGAGCUGCAGCGAGCCGUCCAGGAGUGUUCAGAGACCGAGGGAGGCGUGGAGGAGGAUGUGGGGGGCCGAGGGGAGGCAGGUCGGGGCAGAGGCGUCCAUCAGCGCCUCCUCAACAUCCUGACGCGCCUCCUGCAGGAGGGAGGGGCCUCAACGGAGGGGGGAGGGGCCUGGGAGGAGAAAGGCCACGCCCACACGGCGCUGAACUUCUGA